This is a messenger RNA of Gastrolobium bilobum, 771 nucleotides long. RefSeq lists its product as uncharacterized. NCBI's taxonomy places the organism in Eukaryota, Viridiplantae, Streptophyta, Magnoliopsida, Fabales, Fabaceae. Bases 142 to 741 code for a protein of 199 amino acids. The record is from RefSeq and is a predicted model, not a curated record. The transcript has 2 exons.
GUCAGUGUGCUGUCUAUAGCUUCAAACUUAUGCUUGAAGUAACAGUAAAGCACAUAGCGCAACCAAAGGUGGCAAACCAUUUUGCUAUAGAAGGAGUCUUGCUCUACCUCCACUCUACACCUCUCAACUUACCUCUAAACAAUGGUGUUCCCUAAGUUCUCUCUGCUCUUCUGCCUUCUCUUUUCUUCCAUUCAGUUUCUCUUAAUAAAUUAUCCAGUUAAAUGUGACAAUGAUGAGAAAGAUAAUCUUUAUCAGGGAAUCAACAAGUAUCGAGCAUCAUCAAACUUGAAAGCUCUAACAAAGAACGAAAAUGCAGAUUGCCUUGCUGAUGAAAUAGCUGACCAAUUCAAGAAUCAACCCUGUACAAAUACAACAGGUGCUAACACAGUACCAGGCACAGAACCUCAAUUCUCCAACUACCCAGACCUUUUAACUAAAUGUCACUUGGCUAUUUCCAACACAAGGGAUGGAACUGUAUUGCCUGCUUGUGUCCCUGGCCUUGUUCGGAGCCUUGUCCUCACUAAUUUCACACAGUCUCUCUACUCAGAUAAUCUCAAUGAUACAAAGUAUAAAGGAAUUGGUAUUGGUUCAAAAGGUAACUGGAUUGUUGUCGUCUUGACCACUGACACUCCUGCAGGAAGCUUUGCUCCCUAUAGUUUUAGUGGUGCCAAUUUGAUUUCCAAAAUUGGUUUCAUUUACUGCUCCAUGAUCUUGUUAGUUGGUAACGUUUUCCUGUUAUGAGAACCUCGAGGAUGGCUCUUGGCAAUGCUU